AUACACUUUACGUGCAUCUCACCUUUAGAAAAGGGUUUUCUCAUUUUCAGCAUUUUUAUAAUUUUAGAAUACUUUACAAUUUUAUCAAGAUGGUUUGAGCUCUGUUGAAAGCUGCUCUCAAUUCAAGUCUUCUGCGUGUGGCAACCGGCAGACUUGCACAGUUGCCUCCAUGAAUCCAAAUGCUGUCUCCAACUUACAUUUAAAUGUUGAAACGUAGUCUCGGUUGUGAACAUAGAUACUUUCAAGGACUUUGAAAGACGGUUCGAAACGAAAUGAACAUAGGGUAGUGAGGUUUACUUGUUCAUCGUACUCGAACUCCAUGAAGAAAGUGUAAAAAAUGUCUCAAUCACAACCAGUUAAGUUGACUUAUCGGGAGAAAAGAAGGCUUGACCAAGCGGAGCUCAGACGCAAAUUUCCCAAUGCAAAGAGGCGUGGUCCAACUAGGGGGAAAAAAUAUGCUUCUAGAAAUCAAAGGAAUCAUGAAGAAAAGAUUAAGAUUUGUUUCAUGGAUGAGCUUCGACGUGUGGUUGGUGAAAAAGCAGAUGAGUUCAUAUGUGAUUGCAGUAAAUGGGUGAAGGAGUUUUGUCCUCUAAAUUCUUGGAACUGGGCUAAAAUGGACUCUGUUGCACAAGAUAGACUCUAUGCCAAAAUUAAGGGAAAGUAUGACUUACCUGAAAGGGUCGAUGAUGUUGACGUGACUGAAGUAUUGAAGCUUCAAUGUUCUAUGCUGUACAGAAACUGGAGAUUUAGGCUAAAAGAGAGUCAUUUUAGAGGAAAAUCAAAAGCACAAGCCUCUAGCAGUAGACCUACUAAUAUUGACCGUGAACAAUGGGAGUGGCUGGUUUACGAGUAUUGGGGCAGUGAGAAACAAGAGGAGAUUAGCAAAGUUAACACAAUCAAUAAGUUAAAUCAAAUUGAAACUCCAGCCAACGGUUCAAGGUCUACUGCAAGAUUUUUUUAUGACUUGAUCAAUGAACUGCCUACUCAAGUAACUCAAGAUUCUGAAGAAACAUUUGAGCCUGGUGAAAUCCAAGAAGAUCCUCUAUACGUUAGAUUAUUCGAGAAGACUAAAAGGCAUAAACCAAAUGGAGAAAGUAAUGGUUGGGAGCCAAAUGCUGAAAAAAAUUAUCAAGAACUUAAAAAACUCCACCAAACUCAAAUGGAGAAGCAUGGUGAGGAUACACUAACUGUGAAAGCUGCAUAUACAGAGGUUUUGAAGCCCAAAUCUGGUUACGUGAAAGGACUUGGCCCGGGAGCUCGAACAACAACCAGGGGAAGAAGUGAAGCACAGAAUAAUGAACUAAAUGUAAAGUUCUCUGCUGAAAUUCAAAUGUUGAAGAACGAUGCCGCAGUGCGUGAGGCAUCUCUUGUUGGUCAAAUUGACACACUCAAGAAAUCUAACGAAGAGUUAAGAGCAUCAAAUGAUCAACUUAAAGCAUCAAAUGAAGAACUGAAAACAUCUAUUUCUCAAAUGAGCAUAGACGCCGUGGAACGUGAAAAGAAACUGAGAGAAGAUGUUAAGAAAAUGCUCGAGGAGAUGAGGAUGGGGUUUUGAUAGAAAUGUUAAACGAGUGGAUACUUCAAGGAAUGCUUCUUAGAUUAACGAGUUAAUCUUGUUCAUUAUGUCGUUUAUCAUAUGUAUAUUUUUAUAUUGUAAAAAACAGUGUAAAUAAAUUGACACAAAGUGAGUUGAAACUCACAAACUUCAUAUUGUUACAGUUUUUAUCAAUGUCAAAUGAUUGGAUAUGGAGAAAACAAUUACUUUUAUUGUACAAGUGCGCCUCAUAAUAUUUUAUAUUUA
Molecule: messenger RNA, 1801 nt
Organism: Cuscuta epithymum
Lineage: Eukaryota; Viridiplantae; Streptophyta; Magnoliopsida; Solanales; Convolvulaceae
Source: the annotation of a GenBank genome assembly